CUGCGUUGUUUGAUUUUUGAUAUAACAUUGAAUAACUGAGUUCGAAAUGGCGGAGGAAGCUGACCGUAAGAAAAUUGUAAUUACUGUUAAGACUCCAAAGGAUAAAAAACUAAUUGAGAUUGGUGAAGAUGUAGAAAUAAAGGAGCUACGUGCAAUUGUUGCCCAAAAAUUUGAAGCCGAUCCUGAUUUAGUGUGUUUGAUUUUCGCUGGAAAAAUUAUGAAAGAUACAGAUACCAUGAAGACACAUAACAUUAAAGACGGACUAACAGUACAUUUGGUGAUUAAGGUUGCACCUAGAAGUGAACCGGAAGGACCUCGACGUCCGCCUGCUGAUAUUAGUCAAACUCCUUUUGAAUUGAAUCAAUUAGGUGGCUUAAGCGCUCUGGGAACACUUGGUGGAAAUCAGACCAAUUUUAUGGAUUUACAAUCUAGGAUGCAGCAUGAGCUACUUGGAAAUCCAGAAUUGAUGAGAACGGUUUUAAAUAAUCCGUUAGUUCAACAAAUGAUGAACAAUCCGGAAACAAUGCGUCAAAUUAUCACAUCGAAUCCUCAGAUGCAAGAUUUGAUGCAACGUAAUCCAGAAAUUUCGCACAUGCUUAAUAACCCUGAACUGUUGCGUCAAACAAUGGAAUUAGCUCGCAAUCCAUCAAUGUUGCAGGAGCUGAUGAGAUCCCACGACCGGGCGAUUUCCAAUUUGGAAAGUGUUCCAGGAGGAUAUAGUGCACUGCAACGAAUUUAUCGGGACAUUCAAGAGCCUAUGCUCAAUGCGACCACGAGGAAUCCUUUCUAUGGUUCCGCGGACUCUGGCAGCGCAGAAAAUCCUCAGCAAGGCUCAGAAAACCGUAUACCGCUUCCCAAUCCUUGGAGGGAUAGUCAAAAUGGUUCAAAUAAUUCUACGGGAAAUCCACCGCCAAAUAUAUUGAACACAACCAGUAUGCAGAGUUUGCUACAACAAAUCGCUGACAACCCAGCGUUGAUGUCUAACAUGAUCAACGCUCCGUAUACACGUACCAUGUUGGAAACGCUUUCGGCUGAUUCAAAUUUAGCAUCCAACUUAAUGAGCCAAAAUCCUCUGCUGUUCAACAAUCCUCCGCUCCAGGAACAGAUGCGUGCUAUGAUGCCACAGUUUCUACAACAACUGCAGAACCCAGAAGUGCAGCAAAUGAUAUCGAAUCCACAAGCAAUUGAAGCAAUACUGCAAAUUCAACAAGCAAUGGAACAAUUGCGGUCGGUUGCGCCAGGACUUGUAAAUACAAUGGGAAUUCCACCGUCACCUUCAGCAACCAUCACAACAUCCGCUGAUUCCGCUACGACUCCUGUAACUACAACUUCUCAAUCAAAUCCAGCACUUUUUUCUGAUUUUAUGUCACGCAUGAUUAACGGUAUGAGUUCUGGCGUUAAUACUAGUGUCCCUCCAGAACAACGGUAUCAAACUCAAUUAGAGCAGCUCGCUUCGAUGGGUUUUGUGAAUCGUGAUGCUAAUCUUCAAGCUCUUAUUGCUUCAUUUGGCGAUAUAAACGCAGCCGUGGAAAGACUUCUAGCUUUGGGUCAGCUUUCGUUAAGUUAACGUGUUUCCGUUUUAAACGGAACCAAAAAAUCUUCACGAUACACUAAAAAUAAAUAAUC
Sabethes cyaneus is the source of this 1626-nucleotide messenger RNA. RefSeq names its product ubiquilin-1 (gene Ubqn). Gene Ontology annotation, molecular function: polyubiquitin modification-dependent protein binding. The coding region runs from base 47 to 1567 and encodes 506 amino acids. Gene Ontology annotation, cellular component: cytosol. The record is from RefSeq and is a predicted model, not a curated record. NCBI's taxonomy places the organism in Eukaryota, Metazoa, Arthropoda, Insecta, Diptera, Culicidae. Gene Ontology annotation, biological process: ubiquitin-dependent protein catabolic process. The transcript is spliced from 5 exons.